UGGCGUCCUAAAAUGGCGUCUCUCCUGGAAGAUACUUUGUUCGAGACGCGCGGACAAGCCCCGGCGCCUAGCAAAGACUUCUACCAAAUUAUCGUUACUAGGAAGGAUAAGACCUGCUCCCUCAAAUUCUUCUUUCCUACCUCAAUGAGGUGACAGUGUUUCUAGGAGAGGUGAGCAAAGAAUGCCAGGCAACCAUUUAUUAUGAUGCUUAUCCGAGUUUAUGCUCCAACUACUGAUGCGGAAGAAGAGGGGGUUAAUCUGAAGUUGACAAAAUAUGUGAUUUUCAGGUGGUGGAAAAUUUCUCUUCGGAGUGAAUUCCGUGAAGCAAGGCCUGGAGAACUCAAAGAAUCUCAUGAAGAUUUCUUGGAUGAUCCCUCCCUCCAAAUUCAAAUAGCCAUUGUGUUUGGAGCAAGCACUCUGGAGCAUAUCUUCAAUCUGUGCAGAGGUGAUUUUGAUUUCCUGGUGCGACUGCCAGAUACAUUGCUUCUGUACAUCAUGUCUUAUUUGGAUCUUGAAGACAUUGCAAGGCUUUCCCAAGUAUCACACAGAUUGGAAACGAUAUGCAACUCUGACAAACUAUGGGAAAUGAUUGUGCAAGAUUUAUUGGGCACCAUCACUCCAGAAAUGAAGUCCCUGGCACAAGAAAUUGGAUGGAAGCAAUUCUUCUUCACUAACAAGCUUCAACUGCAAUUAAAACUCCGAAGAAGGAGAAAUAAGUCAGCGGGUUCUUCUGGAAGUCAGCCUGAUUAGAUGAGUAUUUUUCCUAAUUAAACAUUUUGAAAAGUGUGGAUUUAUAUAUAUAUAUAUAUAUAUAUAUAUAUAGUGUAAGCUGAACAUCUUGUUUAGCUUUUUAGAAAAAAAAUCUGGUCACAAGAUUUGAAUAAAGAUAAAGGUUGCCUUUAAAUAGGCUAUUAGAGAUGCCUGAUAAAAUCUUUGUUAUAUUAUUCCAUACAUUUUCAUUUAAUUUUUCAUUUAAAUUGCAUUUUGUUCUCUAUUUGUUUUCAGUAAAUUUAUUUAAAUAGUUCACAUUUUAUGUCUUUUGGUGUUUGUUUUUUUGCUUUAUUCGGAUUUUAUUUGAUGUCCAGCAGAUGGCAGCCACCUUUUAUUUUGUAUCACUGUUAUCAGCUGUGAUUACUAAUAUGUAUGUACAGUAUGGAUACAUAGAGAAAGCCACUGUUGUUCUUUUCAUACAAUACCUGAAAUGACACAAUGGGUAUAGCAUUCUAAGAAAAUAAAAUGAGAACUUCCAGGAAAUGGCAAAUAUAAUCAGCUGCUAUUAUCAAAGAAAGUUAAGCAUCCCCCGCUUUCCAAAUUAAUGUCAAAUAGUAAGACUGGGAUAAUGAAAAUUCAUUAAUUCUUGGUUUCAUUUGCUAUAAAGUUGUUACGUACUUUUCUUUUAAUCAAAUUACUAAUAUUUCUCUCCCACAAUUUCAUUGACAGAGCAAACAUUUCUUUAUCAGGCUUUAGUUCUAAAGUUCUCAGAAAGAUCUAUCCCUAAAAAAAAUUAGGGGGAGGAGUCUUACAUCCUAUGCUUACAAAAUAAUUUUUCCUGAUGAGUAUUUCUACAAAACCUUAGUAGCAUUAAAUUUACCAAGAAAUGUAUUUGCCAGGCAAGUGUGUUAAUUUCCUGCCAUAUGACAGUCAUUACAAAUUUCCAGCAUACUGAAUCCCUUGUUCUUUCAUAAAUGUAUUAAAAUGUGUAAUGUUUUUUCUGUAGUGUUAAAAUGCUGAUUCAUUCUGAGUAGCUCAAGAAUAAGAAUAUUCUAUAAUAGUUUUGUUUGAUACAUUAAUUUAAAAUGGCUAAGAGGACCAGAUCCACAACAAAAUAACCUUUUCUUCUUGAGAAUGCUGCUAUGUUAUUUACCACAGACUGAAUGAUAAAGCAAUGUUGUUCAUAAGGACCCUGAUUAUUUGCAUUAUAAAGGGUCUUUUUGUUACCUAACAUAAUUUUCUAGAAAAUGUUUAUAAAGAUGGAGCCAUUAAUCUUAUAAUAGGAAAAUAGUUUUUCUACUUUGAAGAAAUAAAAAUACAGCUAAAUGAUCUGAAACAAUGCAAACAUGACUAUUUUCUACCUUAACAACUUCAAAAAACAUUAUACCUAAUUUUUUCCUAUUGAUGUACAUGCUUGGUGUUGUAGUUUUAAAAUAAUUAUAGUUUCAAGACUUGAAUUAUUUAUACAGAAACAAAUGUGUGUGGAUUUCCUUCAGUAACUUUUUGUUUUCUAUUCCAUUAAUUAUAUGUGCCAAUAUUUUAGUUAGCGUAUUUGCUACUGAUAUGCCUGUCCUUAAUAAAAUAUCCCAUUUGGAAGUUUCUAAGUACUUGACUUUAUGUAUGGAAGAAAAAUAAUUCACCUUUUUAUUAUAAAUAUCUAGAUAAAAUCCUUAUAGGCAAAAUUAAAUAAUACUGUGAAAUAUAGUUUAAUGUUCAGUUUAAUUUUAUAAAAAUGUACAGAAUAACAGAGUUGGAAGCAGUGGUAGUAUUCAUUUACCUUCCCUACCGGUUCGCAAAUGUGAGCGCGAGCAGCUUGGUCUAGUGGUUAAGGCAACAGGGUAAAAAGCAAGAAAUGUGAGUUCGAAUCCUGCCUUAGGCAUAAAAGCCAACUGGGUGACCCUGGGCCUCUUUCUCACCUCACAGGAUUGUUGUGGGGAAAAUAGGAGGAAGAAGGUGUGUUGGAUAUACUUGCCGUUGAUGCAUUUAAAAAAAAAUAAUAGAUGUGGGCUACAAAUAAAGAUGAAUAAAUUAAUAGAGGGGGAAUCUUUAAGCAUUAUUCUUCAGGAUAGUCUAUACACUCUUAAAAUGAUUCAAAUAUUUAAUUCAAAUAAUUUGCAGGGCUUGGUGCUAUAAAAUGUGGUGAAAAAUAGAUCCGAGUCCCUGUUCUGAGGAAAUAUAGUAGCCCAAAUUAUCCAAAGCAAAUAGAUUUGAUCAGAUUUGAACACUCUUAAGUGUUCCCCUUCUCAUUCUUGGUAUCAGUGAAGUUGCUUUAGGAAGAAUGAUUUUUUUUUCCAGGCAUAGAUGGUGGUGAGACAGAGGUUAUAGAGUACAUACUGAUAACAUUCUGGGUUGUAAACAAAGUAUUUGCCUGCUUAUUCUAUGAGCUAAAAAUAGAAGAGAUAUGAAAGUUACAGUGUGGAGGGGGAAAGACAUCUGACUUGGCUUUUGAGUUCAUCCUUAAGAAAUUUGUAAUUGUCCCAGAUUCUUGUGAUCAAUCUUGGCUCUUACUCUAUUUUAUUUAUUCCAGAAAGGCCUCCUUUAUGGCAAAAACUUUUCAUUAAAAAUUAGUAAUUCUUCUCAGCUGGCAAAAGUUAUCCAGACAAAAAUAUUUAAAGAAACAGGUUGCCCACAGCAUAGACUGUAAAACCAUUGCUUCCGGAGUAAAAACUGAGGCAUCCUUUUUAAUAACUAAGGGAGGGAGAGAUUUGGGUGGCAGAAGUGGGUUGGGAGGAAGGCUUGCUGAGUGCCAGGAUCUCAGUUAAAAGUUCAUCAACUCUAUGAGUGGCAUAGCUAAAAUGGUAAAAUUUGGAAUAAACUUACAAAAGAAGUUAGCAAGCCCAGAAAACACUGGAAGUUUAAAAAAGUAAAGACAGUGGUCCUGAGAUAGGAGAGCCUUCAUGAGAGGAUUCAUUUGCAUACCUUUUCAGGAAAUACCAUAUCUAAAGUAAGCCAAUUUUUUUUCAAGUAAGCACUCAAGUUGUGUUAGCAGUAAUUUUGAAGUCUGUGUGCAAAACACUCAUCUAAUUUUUCAGAAUAAAUUAACAGGUUAAAUAUAGGUAUUUGUCCAAAAGGAAGAGAGUGAUUCAUAAGUCGCGUGAAGACUGCAGGAAAAUUGGCCAAAUGGAGUUCCAUUACAAUAUACUGAAACUUGUAAUUGGCAUCAAAUAUUGUUAAAUGUUUAUGCCCGGCCUCUUUCAUAUGUUAGGAUAUAAAGUCUCCUAAAUAAAAUUUGGUUAAAAAUGUAUGUUUUGUCCAUC
This is a messenger RNA of Ahaetulla prasina, 3968 nucleotides long. It is a transcript of the gene FBXO36, whose product is annotated as F-box protein 36. Bases 202 to 750 code for a protein of 182 amino acids. Gene Ontology annotation, biological process: SCF-dependent proteasomal ubiquitin-dependent protein catabolic process. Gene Ontology annotation, molecular function: protein binding. The transcript has 6 exons. The record is from RefSeq and is a predicted model, not a curated record. NCBI's taxonomy places the organism in Eukaryota, Metazoa, Chordata, Lepidosauria, Squamata, Colubridae. Gene Ontology annotation, cellular component: SCF ubiquitin ligase complex.